This is a messenger RNA of Sycon ciliatum, 3599 nucleotides long. RefSeq names its product chloride channel protein B-like. The record is from RefSeq and is a predicted model, not a curated record. NCBI's taxonomy places the organism in Eukaryota, Metazoa, Porifera, Calcarea, Leucosolenida, Sycettidae. Gene Ontology annotation, cellular component: intracellular membrane-bounded organelle; membrane. Gene Ontology annotation, molecular function: voltage-gated chloride channel activity. Gene Ontology annotation, biological process: transmembrane transport; chloride transport. The coding region runs from base 273 to 3599 and encodes 1108 amino acids. The transcript has 23 exons.
AUCGUAACUCAGUCCCACACUAGACUGAGGUGAUCAGGUUAGCUCUUGAGAGGCGAACGAAGGCGUUUCUCAGGUCGAGUCGCCACCCAAUAGUCUAGGAAAGCAGUUUGCCAACAACACUCAGUUGCUGAGUCAGUGGCUGAAGGUUAUUUCAGUUUUGAAAGAGAGCCACACGCGAUGGGGUUGUGUGACAGCCCAUAACUGAACAGCCCAGUAGACCAAGUCAUUCUCUGCCCACCUUCAUCCCGACGGCAGGCACCGGGCGCACCCGAAUGAAUCCCAGUUACUCGAAGUAUUGGAGCGGCCGAACUGGUAAAGCUGGAGUCCCUUUGACAGAUCCAACCAGUAAUGUAGAAUGUGGAGAAUGCGGAGGAGAUCAGGAGUCCGUUUCCGACAGUGGCUUGAUAUCUGUAAUGUUUGUGUCACGUGAUCAAGGCGACAUGGACAGCAUACAUAGCAACGAUACACUAGGGCUGGACACGAGAUCAAGGACGAUGGAUGUAGCCGACGAGGGAUCCGAGACUGGCAGCGGCUGUUGCCCUGAACUUGUAGAUGAGGCGACGGCCGAGAAAGAUGAACGAGAUGAAACGAGCGAUAGACCUGUACAAUAUCAGGAUGGGGGCAGUCUCCUUCCGAACGCGGCUUGCUCUGAUUCAGGCACGCCGCUGUCUUCGAACUCUCAACUUCCGACUCAAGCAGGGCAAGGUGAGCAGCCGCAGCAUUGCUCCACGCCGGUGGCUAUGGAAGCUGAGCCAGCUGAGGUCUUGGAGACGACAAAAACCGCCAUCCGACCAUCGCGUCGUGUACGACCUCCACGUUCCGGAAGGUCCCCUGCUUCGGAAAGGACAUUGACCAUGACAGCACACUGUGAUCAAGAGUCGCCGAUGCAUGUGCCAAAUCCAGCAGCCCGAGCCAUCGGUGCCGUUCCCAGGUUCGUUGCGCACAUGUUUCGCAAGCUAAAGAACCAUCUCCGAGCUAGUGAAUUUCAUCGCUACUCGUUGGAGGAACGGGAACGGCUAUCAGAGUUUGAAAGCUUCGACUAUCUUCCGCCGCACAGUACAGCGUACAAGAUCUGGUCAACAGAGAAUCGAAGCAAGGAUGAGUGGGAAGUUUGGCUAAUGAUGGCACUGAUUGGCACCACGACGGGCUUAGUAGCAUUUCUCCUUAUUCAACUCAUUGAUAUCAUCUCUGAGACAAAAUGGCACGCGGUCAUUCCGAUGGUGGAGCGCAAUGACCUUGCGCUAGGCUGGGUGACGGUGAUGUGGAUUAGCUUAUGCUGCGUGUCAUUAUCAACUGCAUUAGUAGUGUUAUUUCGACCAUCGGCUGCGGGCUCUGGGAUCCCUGAGCUGAUUGGCUUCCUAAAUGGAACCUUUGUCCAUCAUAUCUUUAAUAUCAAGACAAUGAUUGCAAAGUUUUUAUCAUGUGCACUGGCUGUCUCGGCAGGCCUUCCAGCGGGUCCUGAAGGUCCUGUAAUUCACAUGGGUGCACUCAUUGGCGCUGGCUUGAGCCAAACUACCUUUGGCUUGAGAUUGAAGCAUUUCAGUCGCUUUCGCAACUCGCAGGACAGGCGAGAUUUCAUUUCUGCAGGUGCUGGAGCUGGCGUAGCAGCUGCUUUUGGCUCGCCAGUCGGAGGCCUUCUUUUUGUGAUGGAGGAGGUGUCAUCUUUUUGGAACAUCAAGCUUGGACUGCAGACAUUCUUUUGUUGCAUGGUGUCAUCGUUUGUCUCGGGCUUGUUCAAUUCGGCCAUCACAGACUUCAGCAUCACAACCACCUUUGGGCAGUUCAGAAGCGAGCGUGUCAUCCCUUUCUAUGUUGCUGAUAGAUUAGCUAUCAACUUCUUGCUGUUUUUACCGGCUAUAAUUCUUGGCUGCCUGGGUGGACUUUUAGGUGGCUUAUUUACUCAUUUUAACAUUCAGGCAUCCAAACUGCGUAAUCACAUACGACGGUCGAUCAAAGGCACAUGGAAAGUGCGUCUCGUUCGAAUGGCAGAUCCGGUUAUCAUUACUCUGAUAGUCGGCACGAUAUUCUUCUUUUUACCGCACUUUUUUGAGUGCAAGGCCUUUCAGUGCCAACCGCCUAUGUCCGGUUUUGUAUGCGAUAACACAACUUGCACAGCGAAUUCCUCUGAUGUCAUAUUCACAUGUGAACAAGAAAAACCGCUCAACCCUCUCAUCAACAUGGUCGAAGAAAAUCGCCUCGUCCACUUCAACUGCCCACGGGGAGUGAAGAAGGAAUACAUGUUGACAGACGGGACACGUCGCAACUACAGCAACGACACUUACAAUGAGGCUGCUACUCUUCUGUACACGACUGGUGAAGCAGCUGUCAAGCGGCUCCUGUCACGUGGCACGCAUCUACAGUUUAGUGAGAAGCCGCUUGUGGGCAUUCUAAUCCUCUACUCGUUCUUCGCUUGCAUCACAGCAGGAAGUGCCAUAUCCACUGGCUUGGUCAUUCCCAUGUUGUUCAUCGGAUCAAUAUACGGUCGACUGUUUGCGUAUGGCCUGGUCCGGUGGUUCGGUGUACAUGAUCGGGAUUCUUACUGGGGAUGGAUUGACCCCGGUGCGAUCUCCUUCCUUGGCGCGGCCAGUUUUUUCGGAGGCGUGUCUCGCUUGUCGAUGGCUUUGACUGUCAUUAUGAUUGAAAUCACUGGUGAUGUGGAGUUCUUGUUACCCAUCAUGGUAACAGUGUUGAUCUCCAAGUGGGUCGGUGACUAUCUCACACAUCCGCUGUACCAUGCCCUGAUGGAGAUCAAGUGUAUACCGUUCUUGGACACAGAGCCUGUGAUUUACAAGGAGCAUCACGGACAAGAUGAUGGUGAGCGCGGAAUAGCCGACAGUCUUGAGCUAUAUCAAGCCCGGCACGCCAUGAGCUCCCCAGCUGUUGUCCUGGGUCUGCAAGAAACAGUCAAUCGCCUGGCCAACACGCUCCUGUCCACCAAGCACGGUGGAUUUCCUGUCGUCCGGGAUGUCGUUGGUGUAGAGCGCUACUCUGGCCUGGUCUCCAGGGAAACCAUUCAUCAUCUGCUGAAUCAAGGAGAGCCAUUCUUCUUGAAAGAGACGGAUCUUGACAAGCUACGCGACUACGACAAGUUCAUUGUGGAUGAGCCCAGUGACGUGGGUCUGCCGUUUGAAUUGCUGGGCUACGUUGGUUUCAAGUCAUACUUAUUGGACGAGCAGACUAUUCGAACGUAUGCAGAAGAUCCCAAGUUCAACGAUCGUUACAUUGAUUUAAGUCCCUACAUCAACCAGUCCCAGCCAACCGUGCCCACCAGUUUCUCGCUGAAAAGGACUUACAUUAUUUUCCGGACACUCGGUCUGAGACAUCUACCAGUUGUUGAUGUACUCAACAGAGUUGUGGGUAUCAUCACGCGCAAAGACUUGAUGGGCUUCUCCCUGGAGGAGAAGGUGUCAAUGCUGCGCAAAGCAAUUAUCCGAAAGGCGUCGUGCCGGCGCACAACACGUACACCAACAACGUCGACAGUGGCAGUGCACAACUCAGCCACCGCAACUACUUCAUUAGGGUCAACGUCACAAGGCGCUCUUUCACGGGACAAGGAGCGCACCAAUACGCUAGCAAUUCCAUCCACUGAUUGGCAGUAA